CACUGAGCGCUUACACCAUAUGUGCCCUGUCCCAGUGCGCGGGUCUGUGGAGAGCCGGGUGCGAGAAGCGGCAGCGCGGCGGGGGACGGAGCCGGGCCGAGACCGAAGUCGAACGGGAGCCAGUGUGUCUGUGAUCAGCCGGAUAGAGGGGCCGGGGCCAGGAGCGCCGCUGACAGGCGAUGGGGAAGAAACAGAAAAACAAGAGCGAAGACAGUGCCAAGGAUGACAUUGAUCUCGAUGCCUUGGCUGCAGAAAUAGAAGGAGCUGGUGCUGCCAAAGAGCAGGAACCUCAAAAGUCAAAAGGGAAAAAGAAAAAAGAGAAAAAGAAGCAGGACUUUGAUGAAGAUGAUAUUCUGAAAGAACUGGAAGAAUUGUCUUUGGAAGCUCAAGGCAUCAAAGCUGACAGAGACACCGCUGCUGUGAAGCCAACAGAAAACAAUGAAGAAGAAUCUGCCUCAAAACAAGAUAAAAAAAAGAAAGGACAGAAGGGCAAAAAACAAACUUUUGAUGAUAAUGAUAGUGAAGAAUCAGAGGAUAAAGAUUCAAAAUCAAAAAGGACUGCAAAACCAAAAGUGGAAAUGAACUCUGGUAGUGAUGAUGAUGAUGAUUUUAACAAACUCUCUAAAAAAGCUAAAGGGAAAGCUCAAAAAUCAAAUAAAAAAUGGGAUGGAUCAGAGGAGGAUGAGGAUAAUGGUAAAAGAAUUAAAGAGCGUUCCAAAGUAAAUUCUUCUGGUGAAAGUGGCGAUGAAUCAGAUGAAUUUUUGCAGUCUAGAAAAGGACAGAAAAAAAAUCAAAAAAAUAAGCCAGGUCCUAACGUAGAGAGCGGAAAUGAAGAUGACGACUCCUCCUUCAAGAUUAAGACAGUGGCCCAAAAGAAGGCAGAGAAGAAAGAGCGUGAGAGAAAAAAGCGAGAUGAAGAGAAAGCAAAACUGAGGAAGCUGAAAGAAAAAGAAGAGUUAGAAACAGGUAAAAAGGAUCAGAGUAAACAAAGAGAAUUUCAAAAGAAAUCUGAAGAGGACAGGAAAAUCCAAGUGUCUCUUGACACUGGAGCUACCCCCAUCUCUGAGGAGAAAGGAGAGACUGCCAUAGCUGUCGAAGAUGACAAUGAAGGAGACAAAAAGAAAAAGAUAAGAAGAAAGAAGGCAGAAAAAGGAAGAAAAAGAGAAGAGAAGAAAAAAGGACCUAGCAAAGCAACUGUUAAGGCUAUGCAAGAAGCUCUGGCUAAGCUUAAAGAAGAAGAAGAAAGACAGAAGAGGGAAGAGGAGGAACGCAUAAAACGACUGGAAGAACUAGAAGCAAAGCGAAAAGAAGAGGAGCGAUUGGAACAAGAAAAAAGAGAAAGGAAAAAACAAAAAGAAAAAAGAAAGAAAGAACGUUUAAAAAAAGAGGGGAAGCUUUUAACUAAAUCCCAGAGAGAAGCCAGAGCCAGAGCCGAAGCUACCCUUAAACUUCUACAAGCUCAGGGUGUGGAAGUGCCAUCAAAAGACUCUUUGCCAAAGAAAAGGCCAAUUUAUGAAGAUAAAAAGAAGAAAAAAACACCACAGCAACUAGAAAGUAAAGAAGCAUCCGAACCAAUGGAAUUAAGUGCUGCUGUAGGUUUAGAACAAGAAGUACCACAAAAAGAAGAGAUAGCGCCUCCUGUUGAACCAGAAGAAGAAGAAGAAACUGAGGAUGGUGGGUUGGAUGAUUGGGAAGCUAUGGCCAGUGAUGAGGAGAGAGAAAAAGAAGGGAACACGGUUCAUAUAGAAGUAAAAGAAAACCCUGAAGAGGAGGAAGAAGAGGAAGAAGAGGAAGAAGAAGAAGAGAGCGAAGAAGAGGAGGAGGAGGAAGGAGAAAGUGAGGGCAGUGAAGGUGAUGAAGAAGAGGAAAAGAUGUCAGAUGAGAAAGAUUCAGGGAAACGUUCGACAAAAAGCCAAGUAAGAAAUGAGCUCAGACUCUGAUAUGACUCUGAUGAUGAUCGAACUAAAGAAGAGAGGGCUUAUGACAAAGCAAAACGGAGAAUUGAGAAACGGCGACUUGAACAUAGUAAAAAUGUAAAUACAGAAAAGCUAAGAGCUCCUAUUAUCUGUGUACUUGGACAUGUAGACACAGGAAAGACAAUUCUAGAUAAGCUCCGCCAUACACAUGUCCAAGAUGGUGAAGCAGGUGGUAUCACACAGCAAAUUGGGCCACCAAUGUUCCCGGAAGCUAUUAAUGAACAGACUAAGAUGAUUAAAAAUUUUGACAGAGAGAAUGUUCGGAUUCCAGGAAUGCUAAUUAUUGAUACUCCUGGGCAUGAGUCUUUCAGUAAUCUGAGAAACAGAGGAAGCUCUCUUUGUGAUAUUGCCAUUUUAGUUGUUGAUAUUAUGCAUGGUUUGGAGCCUCAGACAAUUGAAUCUAUCAACCUUCUCAAAUCUAAAAAAUGUCCCUUCAUUGUUGCACUUAAUAAGAUCGAUAGGUUAUAUGAUUGGAAAAAGAGUCCUGACUCUGAUGUGGCUGCUACUUUAAAGAAGCAGAAAAAGAAUACAAAAGAUGAGUUUGAAGAGCGAGCAAAGGCCAUUAUUGUAGAAUUUGCACAGCAGGGUUUGAAUGCUGCUUUGUUUUAUGAGAAUAAAGAUCCCCGCACUUUUGUGUCCUUGGUACCUACCUCUGCACAUACUGGUGAUGGCAUGGGAAGUCUGAUCUACCUUCUCGUGGAGUUGACUCAGACCAUGUUGAGUAAGAGACUGGCACACUGUGAAGAGCUGAGAGCACAGGUGAUGGAGGUUAAAGCUCUCCCAGGAAUGGGCACCACUAUAGAUGUCAUAUUAAUUAAUGGGCGGCUGAAGGAAGGAGAUACAAUCAUUGUUCCUGGAGUAGAAGGGCCUAUUGUCACUCAGAUUCGAGGACUCCUGUUACCCCCUCCUAUGAAGGAAUUGCGAGUGAAGAACCAGUAUGAAAAGCAUAAAGAAGUAGAAGCCGCUCAAGGGGUGAAGAUUCUUGGAAAAGACCUGGAGAAAACACUGGCUGGUUUACCUCUCCUGGUGGCUUAUAAAGAAGAUGAAGUCCCUGUUCUUAAAGAUGAAUUGAUCCAUGAAUUAAAGCAGACACUAAAUGCUAUCAAAUUAGAAGAAAAAGGAGUCUAUGUCCAGGCAUCCACAUUAGGCUCUUUGGAAGCUCUACUUGAAUUUUUGAAAACCUCAGAAGUGCCAUAUGCAGGAAUUAACAUUGGCCCUGUCCAUAAAAAAGAUGUUAUGAAGGCUUCUGUGAUGUUGGAACAUGAUCCUCAAUAUGCAGUAAUUUUGGCCUUUGAUGUGAGAAUUGAACGGGACGCACAAGAAAUGGCCGAUAGUUUAGGAGUUAGAAUUUUUAGUGCAGAAAUUAUUUAUCAUUUAUUUGAUGCCUUUACAAAAUAUAGACAAGACUACAAGAAACAGAAACAAGAAGAAUUUAAGCACAUAGCAGUAUUUCCCUGCAAGAUGAAAAUCCUUCCUCAGUAUAUUUUCAAUUCUCGAGAUCCAAUAGUGAUGGGGGUGACUGUGGAAGCAGGUCAGGUGAAACAAGGGACACCUAUGUGUGUCCCAAGCAAAAACUUUGUGGACAUCGGGAUAGUAACAAGUAUUGAAAUAAACCACAAACAAGUGGAUGUUGCAAAAAAGGGACAAGAAGUCUGUGUCAAAAUAGAACCCAUCCCUGGUGAAUCUCCCAAAAUGUUUGGGAGACAUUUUGAGGCUACAGACAUUCUUGUCAGUAAAAUCAGCCGGCAGUCCAUCGAUGCACUCAAAGACUGGUUCAGAGAUGAAAUGCAGAAGAGUGACUGGCAGCUUAUUGUGGAACUUAAGAAAGUAUUUGAAAUCAUCUAAAUUUUCCACAUGGGGCAGGAAUUGGAACAAAUGCAAUAUUAUGUUGUAAUGUCACCAACAAGACAAGACAAAAAAAUGGAACAGAUGUAUCUGGACACUGAUGGACUUAGAUGUAUAAAACGUUUUCCAUGAGAAACCAAGAAACUUACACUGGUUUGACAGUGGUCAGUUACACAUCCCACAGUUCCAGCGUGCCUGUUCGUUCACACCCUCCUCGCCCCACCCUUCCCUACUUGGCUGCUGUUUUAAAGUUUGCCCUUCCCUAAAUUUGGAUUUUUAUUACAAAUCUAAAGAUCUUUCAAUUUUAUACUGAUUAAAUCAGUCCUGCAGUAUUUGAUUAACCAUGCUUCUGCAGAUUUUGUGAUUCUUGGGACUUUUUUGAUGUUAAGAUACACAUCUUAUCUUUAUGCAUAUUCUUCCGCCAUACGCCCUUAGGGAUUUUUUAAAAUAGAAAAUUAAGCAUUCUGAUAUUUCUUUAUCUGCUUUGUGAAACCAUGGUGUAAAGCAUAGCUGGCUGCUUUUUACUGCUUGUAUAGUCAUGAGAGUCUUGUAAUCAUCACAAUCCAAAAAAUAAUAAUAAUAAACAAACAUUGCAGUACUGGCAAGCUCUGGUAGGCUUCCAUGUCAGUGUAGCUUCUCAUCCUCAGCACAGCACAUUCUUCCUAGGAUGAAGAUUAUCAACCCACCACACCCUUGUGUCCUAGCAGUGGAAGGAAUUAGUUUCUGAUAAAACAGCUGGCAACAAUAGGGAAGUAUUUGGGUUUGGUGCUUCUGAGUUGCUGCAGAUACUUCAUAGUGACUUACUCAUGGUAGUGAUCUGACUUGCUAGUUCUAGAGGAAUAUGACUCAAAGGAAGCAGACACUCCUUUCCCCACCCAAAUUAACCUGUUGCAUGUUACAGCAGAGUUAAGUCAUUGUGGCAUAACUGAGGAAAAAGUUGGAAGUAUUAACUAGCAUGGAAUCAAACUAUCUUUAAGUGUGAGAGCAUAUCAGCAUAGAAAAAAUUUUGUGUGUGUUUGACAAUCUACUGAUCUUCAUCAUCAAAGUUUCUGUAGGGUCAGUAGAGGCAUAGCCAGCACCACCUCAAAACUAUCUGUGAUAUAAACACUAGAUUGUGAAAGAUUAUGUAAGCUUCCCCACAUGGAAGAAGGAAAGAUUUACUUAACAUGCUCCUGUUCAUGUUCAUGCUUGGGAGACAAGAAUAAGAUGAUUUAGAAGCUUUACCCUUUCUUGGAACAAGUAGAAUCCUGGUCUGGGACCUCUCAGGAAUUUCGGUCUGGAGGUUUUUCAACCUCUUAAGUAUAAUAAAUAGUUGCUUCCUAGAGUUGAGUUUUUAAGGAUUCACAAAAAGGAGCCUGUACAAAAUAUACAUACAGUUCUUUAUUAAACAACUGUAAACACUUCACUGUAAAAAUCCAUAAAACUUUAUAAACAAACAUUUUGUAAAUAGAAUCUAUGCUACAGUAAAAGAAUUAACACAAUUAUUUACAUGCAAUACUGACAAAUUUGGCACUUUUUUUGAAAAGAAAUGUACAAAACACUUGCUUAAAAAGAAAUCUGAAAUUGUAAAAACUCAGAGCAUUACUAUCAUGCACUUUGCAAAUACCUCACAAGCACUUAUGGCACAGCUAGCGGAGAGCACCAGGCUCUCUGGAAAUAUUUAUGUAACUUUCAGUGUGCUUCCAUAAGUUUGUUGUAAAACCACCUGAACAUUGUCAAGAAUAAAGUCAAAUGCCAUAUUCCAAACCGAUUCCACCGACUGCUGCAUCAACCUGAAAGCAGGGAAAGAAGAAAGCCAUCAUUAGGAAAGAGUUCUAAGACUUGAUUCCUUUCAAGUCUUCAUUGCUGAACGUUUUACACAUAAAAGGUGAUCUUGGCCAAAAAUUAAAAUCCUAAAUAGAACACUAAAAAGGAAAAUAUAUUCCCAUGGUUUUAAAUCACAUAGUAGACAUCAACCUCAAAGGCAACAACCUCAUUUUAAACUUACUACUCUGUCACAAACAUUAUGGCAUUUUUUUCCUGUGGGACUGAAUAUAAAGGGCUUGCUUCAUUUUUUUCAUUAUUCCUAAAAAAGUGUAGUUUGCCAGGAAGAAGUUUCCAGGAAAAAGUUUAAAACCAUCAAUUAAACCUCCAAUUAACUUGUGCAGUGUGAUUGAUUCCCUUCAUAAAAACACUAAACAAGUUACCUUUUCAUGUAUUUUAUAACUAAGUCCAGUUUUUCCAAAUCUUUUUCCUCUAUAAGAUCAGUACAAUAUUUCACAACUUGCAGUAUGUCUUCUUCCAUUGGAUCUAGGAAGGGAAAACCUCAUAUAAGGACCAUGAUGUUUAAAGGAGAGAGAGAUCUGCAGGGACAAAGGAAAACUGCAUUUCUACAAGUGCACCACUGAUUACAGCUACUUAAAGAAUGGGCUGCAGAAAGGAACUUUUCAAAUCAAGUCCAGAAGAUCAGUUAGAAAUACGCAUUUGAUCUGUGCGUCUGUUCAUGUUCUCAAAUCACAGGGCCACCCACAGGCCAAGCCAACCUGAAAUGGUAGUUAUCCAUUCUUUGAGCAAGGUCUUUACAUCACUGAACUCAACAGCUCCAGCUAGAUUGGGUGCUGCAGGUCUAACACAGCUGGCCAGGUCAGGCUGCAAACUGGAAAGGCCUGACACUCCUGAAGUGGAAGCAGAGAUUUCUUCCUGCUGAGAAAACAAAAGAUAAAAAUGCUACAUUUAAAAGUAUCAAGGGCAUUAAGAUCUGAUAAAACUCAAAAGAGUUUUAAAAGUAUUUUUUCAAAAAAUUUACCAGGGGUUUCUCAGCAAUAGGUCCUUCAUGUUUUAGAAACCCAUCAAUUAACUUCUGGGGACUCCCAUAGGCCCCUGGCAGGGAUUUUGCAGGACUGUUAAACAGUUUAUUUUUCAAAGGGCUCUGAAUCUUUUUCUUGGGACUGAUGGGGGGUUUUUUCUUGUUUUUCUUCUUAUCUUUCACGGUUGCUGGCUUUAGCUGAAGUAAGGGAUUCUUUGGCACUGGAAGAAGAGGUAUAUGAUGAGUUUGGACAGUGCCAUGGGCUCUUCCCUCCUUCAAAAUGCAACCCUCCCACCCCAUAGCACAUCCACCCUAAACACCCGCAGCCAGGAGUGGAGGCCAUGAAUGACAGUGGCCGACAAGCUCUACAGUUCCUGCUGUCUCGGCUCUGCCACUUUGGCAUGCUUAUCUAUAAGCAUGGGGUGGUCACAGGAUUGAAAGAAAAUUCAACAGAUGGAAACACUCAGAGUAGUGCCUGCUAAAUUAUAAACUCCAGAAAUGUUACUCAGAGUAGACACGGGUUCAGGUGUUUGUGACAUACAUCCACAAGCCUUGAGAUUUGUGUUUUGGACCCAUUUUAAUUCUGCCUUGACAAGUAUUGAAAAGAUCUGUGUUACCUUAUUUUUGAAAGCAAAGUCUGAAUAAGCAAGUACACACACUGGGCUGAGAUUAUGGCUCAGUGGUGGAGUGCUUGCCUAGCAUGCGUGAGGCAGUGGAUUUGAUCCUCAGAACCACAUACAAAACUUAAUAAAGCUAUUAUUUUAAAAAUCGACUAAAAAAAAAAAGGUGAAGUACACACACUAACCUAACUAGGACUAUGCCAACUUCCACCCCUGUUGUAGACCUGUUC
Messenger RNA from Sciurus carolinensis (gray squirrel), 7456 nucleotides. It is a transcript of the gene Eif5b, whose product is annotated as eukaryotic translation initiation factor 5B. Gene Ontology annotation, molecular function: GTPase activity; GTP binding; translation initiation factor activity. NCBI's taxonomy places the organism in Eukaryota, Metazoa, Chordata, Mammalia, Rodentia, Sciuridae. The record is from RefSeq and is a predicted model, not a curated record.